AUGUAUGUAUGUGUGAGUUUAUCAGUUUACGGCAUGAUGGAAACGGACGUGGACGUAACGCCACCCUCUUCGCCGCCGCCGCCAAGCUUUUAUGACGCGGAAAAAAAAUUUAUUCAGACAUACGAGAAACUACCGAUAUUAUGGGACUCGAAACACGAUCAUUACUUCAAUAAAUAUAAACGGAAAGAAGCACUGCAAAAGUUAUUAAAAAUUUAUAAAUACAUCAAAUCGACUGCGUCUAUUUACGAUGUGAGGAUGAAAAUAAAUGGGUUGAGAACGUAUUAUAGGAAGGAAAUGAAGAAAGUGCAAUUAUCUAAAAUGACCUCUAGUUCACCUCUCGAUGUUUACAAACCAAAAUCAUGGACAUUUGAAUUACUUCAUUUUUUAAACUCGGAAAUUAAACUGUCUUUGACUCGAAACACUAAUGAAAGCGAUAAUUCAGAACAAUCACAAGACAUUGUCAAUGAGAACAACGAGAGUGAAGCGCCAUCUACAACAUAUCGCCCAUCAAAGAAACCUAUUAGAAAUAUUAUUAUAAAAAGAAAGAAUAAGCCAAAGUUAUCAAGAAUAAACAAAUCCCACAGCCCUCUACCGUCGCAAGUAUCAAAUAUUUUCAAAGUUAAAAAUCCAAUUGCGUUUAUAUGGGCUGAUAAAUUAGAGAAUUUGCAACCACAACAAAGACUCUUCGCCGAGAAGGCAAUAAACGAUGUACUGUUCGAAGCCGAAUUAGAAAAUUUAGAUAGAUUCUCUGUAAAAAUUAAUGCGUCCAAGAACCAUACAUCUUACGCCGAGUGUUAUGUAUCCACGCGUAUGCCGUCACCUACAUCAAGUAAUAGGAAUCACAGAUCAUCCGCUUCUUCGUCAUUGAGUGAUGACGGCAAUGCUAAUGACUCGAUUAUCAAACGAGAGGAGCUGCAUAUAAGUGACUGAUGUUAGAAAAUAACAUGAGAAAGUUGGUUUUGUAAUUCUAAUAAUAAAUUUUUAAUUGGACUACGCUGCGUGUUACACAAUUGUGUCAUGUGAUUAACAUUUACAAAAAAAUACAAGAAUACAUGUGCUAUAUACAUAUCUAAGUACUUAUAUAAUAUCCCCUUCUUUUUUUCUUUCUUUAUUUUUACAACCAUUUCUGCCAGUUUCAAGUAUUUAAAUUUAAAUUUCAUUCUUUAGAAUAUCGUCAAGUUUAACGUUUCCCGCCUUUUUUGAUCACCAUGUUAUACAUACAUUCAACGAUGACUAUGUUGAAUCAACGACAAUAUUAGUGUAAUUUAAAUUCACUAAAUAUUUACAUAGCUCCACACAUUGACAAUUAAUCAUAUUGAAGUAUUUUUUAGAAGUUAGAAGUUUAGUUUGAAAGUUUAGUAAUAAUAAAUUAUUACUAAGCGAUAUUGGCGAUGACCAAAUAUCCCUUUAUUCAUAAAAACUAAAAAAAAAAAUACAAAUCUACUUUAAUUAUUACAGUCUUGGGUCACUUGAAAGAAUCAAAUUUGGAAUUCGGUGUAAAUGAAAGAGACAAAACAGUUCAAUAGCUAAAAUAGGUUUAUAAGAAGUUUGAUAUUUUUAUGAAUAAGGGGGUACAUUCAUAAAUUAUAUUACAUGUGUAUAUAUUAGAUAUUUGUUAAUUACAAUAAGACAUUUGUGUAGAUGCCAAAACGCGUAGCUGACCACAUCAUCCCAAUGUCGUAUGCAAGGAAAGCAAGCGAAGAUAAAUGUAGUUCAACUUGCUUAUUCAUAAAAACGUGAAAUGGUUCAUGAACUUAUUUUAGCUAUUGAACUAUUUUGCUACUUUCUUUUUAAUUAAAUUCCCAAUUUGAAAGAGAGUGAAAAAACAGUGUAACAGUUCAAAUAGGUUUCUAGAAGGUUUUGGUUUUUUUUUUUUAUGAAUAAAGGGUAGUUACUGUUUAUAAUUGCAAACGAUGCGAAUCCAAAAUUGUGAAAGCCUGUAUUAAUUCUAGACUCAAGUAUUUUAGUGCGAACCGAUUCGAAUAUGGAAUGAAAGAGGUACUGAGAGAAAUUAUAGACAUUAAAAAAUCUGAUUACUAUUUGCAAAUGUAGCAGGGACACUAGAUUGGCUAAUAAAAUUACAUGUGUAUAUAUUUGCCUGGAGGAGAAUCUAUAUCUAAAACGUGCGCCCAGGAUCAUAAGUGCCUGGGACCGGAGAGGAAGGAAGAAGGUAAACAUAUUGCUCUGUUUACAAACAUAAUGCUAUGUAUGCAGCUAUCUGCCUAAAGAUGAACAUUGUUAGAAUUUUAUUUGAUUAUAACACCACAUAAUAUAAAAAGUAAAAUAUAUCUUUGAAUAAACUGUUGGUGAUGUUAA
Messenger RNA from Galleria mellonella (greater wax moth), 2316 nucleotides. RefSeq lists its product as uncharacterized. The coding region runs from base 1 to 930 and encodes 309 amino acids. The transcript has 2 exons. The record is from RefSeq and is a predicted model, not a curated record. NCBI's taxonomy places the organism in Eukaryota, Metazoa, Arthropoda, Insecta, Lepidoptera, Pyralidae.